Messenger RNA from Talpa occidentalis (Iberian mole), 3655 nucleotides. RefSeq names its product mitochondrial ornithine transporter 2-like. The coding region runs from base 170 to 1084 and encodes 304 amino acids. NCBI's taxonomy places the organism in Eukaryota, Metazoa, Chordata, Mammalia, Eulipotyphla, Talpidae. The transcript has a single exon. The record is from RefSeq and is a predicted model, not a curated record. Gene Ontology annotation, biological process: mitochondrial L-ornithine transmembrane transport. Gene Ontology annotation, molecular function: L-ornithine transmembrane transporter activity.
CGCCAGGAGUUAAUCUCAGAGCGCGGGGAGGGCGGCCCGCGGUCUGGCGUCUGGUUUACCGGCUUCUCCCUUCGGAGGGUGAGAGCCGAAACUAGGCGGCGGGACGUGAGACCCGAGUCCUAGGCUCCAGAAGUAACUUUCCACAGAGACCAGCAGAGAGUGAGCGAAUAUGAAGUCCAAUCCUGCCAUCCAAGCCACCAUCGACCUCACCGCGGGGGCCCUCGGGGGUAUAGUGUGUGUCCUGACCGGGCAGCCCUUCGACACAAUGAAAGUGAAGAUGCAGACGUUCCCCCGCCUGUACAAGGGCCUCAUGGAGUGCUUCCUGAAGACUUACUUCCAAGUGGGCGUGCGGGGCUUCUACAGGGGGACCGGCCCUGCGCUGGUGGCCUACAUCGCCGAGAACUCGGUCCUUUUCAUGUGCUACGGUUUCUGCCAACAGUUUGUGAAAGGAGUUGUUGGACUGGACAAGCGGGCAAAGCUGAGUGACCUACAGACUGCAACCGCUGGGUCUUUUGCCUCUGCAUUUGCUUCCCUGACACUGUGCCCCACUGAGCUUGUGAAGUGUCGGCUACAAACCAUGAGAGAAAUGGAGAUGUCAGGGAAGAUAACAAAAAGUCAACAUACAGUUUGGUCAGUCGUGAAGAGUAUUCUUAGAAAUGAUGGCCCUUUGGGUUUCUACCAGGGACUCUCCAGCACUCUGCUGCAGGAAGUACCAGGGUAUUUCUGCUUCUUUGGUGGCUAUGAAAUGAGCCGGUCUUUUUUUGCUUCAGGAAGAUCAAAAGAUGAACUAGGCCCUGCCCAUUUGAUGUUAAGUGGUGGAUUUGCUGGAGUUUGCCUUUGGCUUGUCGUAUUCCCAGUGGAUUGUAUCAAAUCCAGAAUUCAGGUUCUUUCCAUGUCUGGAAAACAGGCAGGAUUUACUGGAACUCUUUUAAGUAUUGCAAAAACUGAAGGAAUCGCGGUCUUAUAUUCUGGACUGAGCGCUACUAUGAUUAGAGCCAUCCCUGCCAAUGGGUCACUAAUUUUGGCCUAUGAAUAUAGCAGGAAGAUGAUGAUGAACCAGUUUGAAGCUGAAGUGUCUUGGUGAACCUGGAUCUAAGUACACAUCUCUUUAGUACUGUUGUUUAUCUCUUCUCCCCUAAGUCUAAACCUUUAUGUAAGAACCUCUAUUUUACAUGACACAAUUUUUGCAUAUAAUGGUAUUGAAAUAAAAAUUGCUGCUCUUGUGCUGGGUGGGUUAUACAGAGUGAGUGGGUGGUCCUCUGCCUAAACUGAAGGCUAAAUACAGUUAUAUCAGGGCUUUUGUAUAAAACUGUACAUUUACAUGUAGUUUGGCUGGCAAUGUGAAAGAGACAAGUUUGGUUCCUGGUUAAUCUAUCACCAGGAGAAUAUAAUUAACAAUGUUUCAUGAAGAUGGUUAUAGAUGAUUGCUUAUCUACUCAAGAUAAAAGGGCUCUUAAAAACUACAAAAUAUGUGUACUGUACUAGGCAAUUUAAGUGCUACAGAGGUUUUUGGGUGGUGUUGGAAAAUCAAAAUACCCUCCUAAGAUUUUUAAGAGGAGAAUAUACCUGUAUAUUUGGUAUGGUGUCCAUAUUCUUGAAUUAAAGUUUUGGAGUAGGCAUGCUGAACUUUCCCAAGAGGCUCUAGACUCUUAAAAUUGUACCUUUUGUUUUCAAGGAGGGAUCAUAUUCCAUGCUCUGUUAAAUGGGGCAUAGAGCAUCAAGUAGCAACUGCUGUCAUCUGUACUUAACUUCUUCUCUCCCAAAGAGCUUCCUCCCUUUCUGGUAAGCUUUAGUUUGAGGUAAGGGGUUGAGAGGUUAGGGCUAUGCAGCUAUGCUCUGAUGAAGACCCACAUAGCUGACAACAGUCCUUAGCUUGCAGUCUCUGGGUCCUGGCUGGGGUAGUGUUCCAGGGGGCUGGUUCUGUUGGCCCAUUUAGGGGUUGUUGAUCCACUCUGAAUCAUUCUCUGCCUCCACCAAUCAGAACCCUUCCAGUGAACAGAGUGGCAAAAGCCAAGAGCAGCUUUUGUUCCCUGUUUGGUGAACAAGUGGCAGUACUUGUGGAUGAAGUUCUCUUUUCUCAUGCAGAACUAGACAGAACUUAGUGAUUGCAUUCCAGUGAGUAAUGUUAGGGCCACCCCUCCCUGAGGUUUACCUCAUAGUCCAUAACUCCUUGCCAUGCCUUUAUAGUGUUGGAUCCAUAUAAAUUUGGUACUGGCCAUCAAUGAAUUUUAAUGAUGACUUUAUAAAGCAAUGAAACAUAAGAAAAGUAAUUUUAUUAAAUCAUACCAUAUAUGUAUAUAUGCACUGACAAAAAACUUCAAUACCAAGAAACCAUAGUUCAUCUGAUCCCCACAGACUGGGUGAUGAGCACCUGUUCUUUGGCCAUUAAGAAGUUGAUUCUUAUCACCACUAGAGAAAGCCUCAUCACUCCUGGCUGCUACAAGAUCAAUGGAAUCUCUCUCAGUAAGAAGAGUUCUUAAAAGCUUGUAAAACUGAAGGCAAACAGGCUACCAAUUUUAAUAAUAGUUACAUAGAAUGUGCGCCUGUACUAUCAUCAGAUUGUAAACUUUGUAUUAAAUCUCCAGUUUCCUUUGGCUUUUGCCAUCAGUGAAACCUCUGCAGUAACUGUAGCCAUAAAACAGAAGCCAGGGGAUCAAGGGAAUCAAGAUGUUGACAAGUAAGGGCUGCAGCAGACAUCUGGGGAGAGAUGCUCAGUGUUCUGCCUGGAGUGCUCGAGAGCUAUGGCUGGUCUUUCCAUUUGCUUUUUUGUUAAAAAAAAACCUCCUUUUCUACUUUAUUUUAAAGCUAUGUUAUAUAUUCCAUCCUUAAAUGGUUCAGUAGUUACUUAGUGGGAUUUCAUCUAAGCAGGUCUAGAUUAAGGCAGAAUAGAGAACAGGACUGACUUCCUGCCUUGUAUCAUUUACAACACACUACAUUGAGCUCUGGGUAUUCAGUCAUUAAUGAGGUCUGAUUUCUGUUCUCCAGGAUCUACAGGUCUAGAUGUUUAUUUUACAAUUAGAAAAGUGAUAUUCUAGAAUAAAGCUUAGAACACACACACACUCACACACACCAUUAUAGAUGUGUAUAUAAAACCAGUUGCGGAAUCUCAAAAUUUAAGGAAUGAUGUCUGUACAGUAUGACAACUGAGGAAAGAACUCUAAAACCAGAAUAACUAUGAAAAUAGACUCAUUCAGGCUCAUGGGGCCCAAAAUGAAAUGGAAUCAGGUGUUUGUGCCAGGAAAUGGGACUGGGCAUGUACCCUGCGUUCCUGGAAACCACAGCUGCCAAACCCCUGCAGAAAUCUACUCAAAAUCUGGAAAGUUCCCAGCCACCUCUUGAUAGAGACCAAUAGGUACAGAGUUUUGGUUUGAACUCACUUGUCAGCCAUUUGGGAUUAAUUUUUCAUUUUGCAACUUUUAACACCUAUUUUGUGGCUUUUAUCACCGAUUUUAUGUUUUUACCUUAAUAAAUCUGGGGAGCCACACUUUCAAUUUGUAUGGGAAAGUGGCAUUACCUGGUUUGCAAACUGCAAUAAAGGCUUUAUAUAUCUUCCAAAUUUUCUUCUUGAUCCAAUUUUUUGUUAACUUUUUGGCCUUUGUUUUUAUAUUGUGGUUUUUUUUUUUAUAUUUAAAAUAGUUCCAUGGAGGGUUUUUUC